CCGGCUGAGGCGGCCGCUCAGAAGGCGCGGGGAGGCGGGGCAGGAAGAGGAGGGCGGCGCCCCGCCCGGCUGCGGGCAGGCAGGCAGGCAGGCAGGCAGGCAGGCAGGGCGGCCCCUCCUGGCCCCGGCGGAUGCCCUUGCGGCGAGGUCCCUGCGCGGCGGGCGGAGAAGCGGCGCCUCCAGAGCGCCAGUCCCGAGCGGAUCGCUCCCCUCCGGGCCGGCGGCAGGUCCCGCGGGGAGGGGGCGCCCGGAGAGGGCCCCGGGGCCGCGCCCGCCAGCAGAGUCUUUAAUGGGCUGAGCCCGGAAGCCAAGAGCAGUCAUGGGGCAGAGCGGAUCAGAGCCACAGGCGGAGCAAGAGGAUUCCGUCUCAGCUGUGCUGCCCAGCCUCAAGCUCUUUGUGGAGGAUCAGCUCCAGACCAGCAUGGUGCUGGGGGUGAUGAUAGGCGUCGGGCUGUCAGUUGCUGCCUUGAUCCUGCUGUUGAUCCGCCGGUUCCACCUUCAGAAAGUUCAGGCCCAGGAGCAGCCCAAGUAUCGGUUUCGCAAACGGGACAAAAUGCUGUUCUAUGGGCGUAAGAUUAUGCGCAAGGUUUCUCAGUCCACGUCCUCCCUGGUAGAUACCACCAUCUCUUCUGCUUCUCGGCCCCGUAUGAAGAAGAAGCUCAAGAUGCUAAAUAUUGCCAAAAAAAUCCUGCGCAUCAAGAAGGAGCUCCCCACCCUCCAGCAGAAGGAGCCCCCCCCCUCCGUCCUGGAGGCGGAUCUGACGGAGUUCGAUGUGGCCAACUCUCACCUCCCCUCUGAGGUGCUCUACAUGCUGAAGAACGUGCGGGUGCUGGGUCACUUUGAGAAGCCCUUAUUCCUGGAGCUGUGCAAGCACAUGACCUUCCAGCAGUGCCAGCAGGGGGAGUAUGUCUUCCGCCCGGGACAGCCUGACACCAGCAUCUACGUGGUCCAGGAUGGCAAACUGGAGCUCUUCCUGUCUGAACAGGAUGGGAAAGAGACCCUCGUGAAGGAGGUGUUCCCAGGGGACAGCGUGCACAGUCUCCUCAGCAUCCUGGACGUGAUCACGGGUCACCAGCGGCCGUAUCGCACUGUGUCUGCACGGGCCGCUGAGGAUUCCACAGUGCUGCGCCUGCCCGUGGAGGCUUUCUCAGCCGUCUUUGAGAAGUACCCCGAAAGUCUUGUCCGUGUGGUACAGAUCAUCAUGGUGCGCCUGCAGAGAGUCACUUUCUUGGCUUUGCACAACUACCUCGGCCUGACCAAUGAGCUUUUCAGCCACGAGAUGCAGCCACUGCGGCUUUUCCCCCAGCCGGGCCACACCUCCCGCACGAGCCCCGUCCGGCACACCAAGCGUGUCAUCAGCACCUCCUCUGUCGAGGAGGCCAAAGAGAGUGCUGGGAAGCAGGCAGACGGGGCCUACAAGGACCAAGGUGACCCUUCGAAGCCUGGUUUACUGGAGCCGCCUUCUGUCCCCCUGUUGAGCCGUUGCAUCUCUAUGCCGGUUGACAUUUCAGGGAUCCAGAGAGGCCCUCGAUCUGACUUUGACAUGGCCUACGAGCGCGGGCGAAUCUCCGUUUCCCUCCAGGAAGACAGCAGUGCCUCCUUAGCUGGCUUUGCCCGAUCAGUCUCCCACGAGCCCCGGGAACGGAAAACCGUGACGGUGGAGGAGCAGCCCUCUGGGAUCUACCACUACAAUUACUGCGAGGAUGACUCGGCCGGUGGCGACUGCCUCUUUGGACCAUACCAGGGCCGCCAGACGAGCGCCAUCUUUGAGGCUGCCAAGCGGGAGCUGGUCAAACUGAUGAAAAUCGAGGACUCCUCGUUGCUGAAUAAUCGAGUUUUGCUGCAUCAUGCCAAGGCUGGGACGGUGAUUGCCCGCCAAGGGGAUCAGGAUGUCAGCCUGCACUUUGUGCUGUGGGGGUGCCUGCACGUGUACCAGAGGAUGAUUGACAAGGCUGAAGACGUGUGCCUCUUCCUGACUCAGCCUGGGGAGAUGGUGGGCCAGCUGGCUGUGCUCACUGGAGAGCCCCUGAUCUUCACCAUCAAGGCCAACCGCGACUGCACUUUCCUCAAGAUCUCCAAGUCUGACUUCUACGAGAUUAUGCGUGAGCAACCCAGCGUGGUACUGAGUGUCGCCCACACAGUCGCAGCCCGCAUGUCUCCCUUUGUGCGCCAGAUGGACUUCGCUAUCGACUGGAUGGCUGUGGAAGCCGGACGGGCCCUUUACAGGCAAGGUGACAAGUCAGACUGCACCUACAUUGUCCUCAAUGGGCGCCUGCGCUCCGUGAUCCAGAAAGGCAGCGGCAAAAAGGAGCUGGUCGGGGAAUAUGGGCGUGGGGACCUCAUUGGAGUGGUGGAAGCCCUGACCCGCCAAGCCCGAGCCACCACGGUCCAUGCCGUGCGGGACACAGAGUUGGCCAAGCUCCCUGAAGGGACCCUCAACAACAUCAAACGGCGUUAUCCUCAGGUUGUGACCCGCCUGAUCCAUAUACUGAGCCAGAAGAUCCUGGGGAAUUUGCAGCAGCUGCGUGGCCCUUUCCGAGGCUCUGGUCUGAGUGUGGCCUCCAGCUCGGAGCUGACCAACCCCGCCAGCAACCUGUCCACCGUGGCUGUCCUCCCAGUGUGUGAUGAUGUGCCCAUGGCAGCCUUCACCUUGGAGCUCAAACAUGCCUUGAAUGCCAUUGGCCCGACCCUUCUGCUCACCAGUGACAUCAUCCGAGCUCGGCUUGGGGCCUCCGCCCUGGACAGCAUCCAUGAGUAUCGACUCUCUGGUUGGUUGGCCCAGCAAGAAGACAUCCAUCGCAUUGUGCUGUACCAGACUGACUGCACCCUGACGCCCUGGACAGUGCGCUGCAUCCGCCAGGCUGACUGCAUUCUCAUCGUGGGCCUGGGGGACCACGAACCUAUGCUGGGGGAGCUGGAACAGAUGCUGGAGAACACGGCAGUGCGCGCCCUGAAGCAACUCAUCCUUCUGCAUCGUGAAGAUGGGCCCAGCCCUGCCCGCACCGUGGAAUGGCUCAACAUGCGCAGCUGGUGCUCAGGGCAUCUGCACAUCAGAUGUCCACGUAGAGUGUUUUCCCGGCGCAGCCCGAAUAAGCUGAGAGAAAUGUACGAAAAGGUUUUUGAGAAAAAUGCCGAUCGCCACAGCGACUUCUCCCGUCUUGCACGAGUCCUUACAGGCAACACCAUUGCUUUGGUGCUGGGUGGCGGUGGGGCCAGGGGCUGUUCUCACGUUGGGGUGAUCAAGGCCAUGGAGGAAGCCGGCCUCCCCAUUGACCUGAUUGGCGGGACCUCCAUCGGCUCUUUCAUUGGCGCCCUGUAUGCCGAAGAGAGGAGUGCGGUGCGCACAAAGCAGCGAGCCAGAGAAUGGGCCAAAAGCAUGAACUCUGUGUUUGCAACAGUGCUGGACCUCACCUACCCCAUCACCUCCAUGUUCUCUGGCUCUGCCUUCAACGCCAGCAUUCACAAGGUGUUCCAGGACAAGCAGAUUGAGGAUCUGUGGCUCCCCUACUUCAAUGUGACAACAGACAUCACCGCCUCUGCCAUGAGGGUCCACAAGGAUGGCAGCGUGUGGCGCUUCGUCCGGGCCAGUGCAUCUUACACCCCCUAUUUGCCUCCUAUCUGCGACCCAAAGGACAGUCACUUGCUUGUGGAUGGCUGCUAUGUUAACAAUGUCCCAGGCUCGCUCUGGCGGUACGUGCGAGCUAGCAUGACCCUUUCCGGGUACCUACCGCCACUCUGCGACCCCAAGGACGGCAAUUUGCUGAUGGACGGCGGCUACAUCAACAACCUCCCAGCUGACAUUGCGCGCAACAUGGGUGCCAAGACGGUCGUUGCCAUUGAUGUGGGCAGCCAGGAUGAGACCGACCUCUGCAACUACGGGGACAGCCUGUCUGGCUGGUGGUUGCUCUGGAAACGCCUCAACCCUUGGGCACAGAAGGUCAAGGUGCCAGACAUGGCAGAGAUCCAGUCUCGCCUGGCCUACGUUUCGUGCGUGCGGCAGCUGGAGGUGGUGAAGAGCAGUUCAUACUGUGAAUACAUUCGUCCUCCCAUCGAUCGCUUCAAAACCAUGGAUUUUGGCAAGUUCGAUGAGAUCUAUGAUGUGGGUUACCAACAUGGAAAAGUGGUGUUUGGUGGCUGGUGUCGUGGGGAUAUCAUUGAGAAAAUGGUGAAAGAUUGGCAUUCUGCAGACUUCUAUGAGAGCAAGCGCAUGGAUGUGCUGACGUGUCCCAGUGCAGGAUUCACAGACCUGGCUGAGAUCGUGUCUCGCAUUGAGCCUGCCAAGAGCUACGUGUCAGAUGGCUAUGCAGAUGCAGGGGAGGAAUCGGAUUACCUGACUGAGUACGAGGAGGACGGAAUCGAGGCCACGCAGGAGGAGGAAGGGCAGGAGCUGCUCUUUGCUCCGGCCGAGCAGAAUGCCGCCUUUGAAACGGAUGAGGAGAAGAGCCUUCGACACCGCCGAGAGGCCUCCCAAGAGCCUUCUGGUCCUCUAGGCCCUGCUACACUUUGAGGAAUGUGUUUACGGAGCCAGAGAAAUGGACAGACUGUGUCCAAACCUCGUCCUCCCCAUAGAGGCCACCACAUUGGUGGUGCGGAAGCAAGGAGUCCUGCAUGUCUCACACUUGGUCCUCUGCUUCUCUCCGGCUGAGUAGGACAUUCUCAGGACUCUACUACGCUCUUUUAGCUCCAGCUGCAGCUCCUGGCAUGUGCUGCAGAGUGCCGCAAAGGGAACAGGGUGCCACACGCCCACAGCAGUGCCCAGGAGGCCCCGUGGAAAAGGCUGCGGAGAGACUCUGGGGCCAUCAGGCUUUCGGAGCUGGAGCUCCUUCUCUAGGACUGGCCGGCAGCUGCAUGACAUGCCCUGUUGGGGGGAGGGAGGGGGGAGGCUGGGAAUUCCCCACUGAGGACACGGAGCUUCCUUCUACCAAGCCAGACCCUUGGCCCAUCAAGGUCCGUGUUGUUCACGCUGGCGGGCGCCGGCGCUCUCUACAGGGUCUCAGGAAGGAGUCUUUCACAUCACCAACCACGUUUCAGGGGAGACUCUGCCUGGGAUUGAGCCUGGGACCACCUGCACGUUAAGAAGACGCCCCUACCCCUGGUGUGCUGGGACACGUCGGGAUCUUGUCCGCUCCCAUUCAGGAAGCUGCUGUCAGUUUCAGCCAGACAGGUUUGGGCGCUCUGGCUAGCCGGGAUGGGGCCUUAACCCAUUGCACGAGCCAAAGCAAAGGGAAUAACAAAAGGCUUUCCCACCCCAGCCGUUAGCAGUGUAAACGCCGCUUCUCAAUACAGUGUUGGAAAACA
Messenger RNA from Eublepharis macularius, 5298 nucleotides. Its product is annotated as patatin-like phospholipase domain-containing protein 6. Gene Ontology annotation, biological process: lipid metabolic process. The record is from RefSeq and is a predicted model, not a curated record. Bases 320 to 4507 code for a protein of 1395 amino acids. Gene Ontology annotation, cellular component: endoplasmic reticulum. The transcript has 37 exons. NCBI's taxonomy places the organism in Eukaryota, Metazoa, Chordata, Lepidosauria, Squamata, Eublepharidae. Gene Ontology annotation, molecular function: phosphatidylcholine lysophospholipase A1 activity.